AUGACUAGUAAGGGGUCUAUGUCAAUACCUGAAGCUGUUGCUGCGACUGUGGACAGCAACCACUUGGAGAAGCUGUACUGCGUAUGUCGGUUAUGUUUCAACAGACUGCCCGUCAAGGAUCGCAAGUCUAUCGGGCGCGCCCCUACUGACUUAGUCUGUGAUCGUUCGAAGCAGUACUAUCAAAUCGAUUUUAAGCGUGAGCUCACAAAUCUCACUCUGCCUAAGGUCCUCUGUCCCACCUGCACAAGACGGCUUGCUGAUUUUGCUUCCAAGAAAAAAGAUCCCGCUGAAUGGGAUGAGAAGACACGACACUUCGUUGACGCACUCCAACGUGAUCACGAUUCCAUAAAGACUCGUUCGACGGUGUUAUGUUCUGCAGACAAUCGUUGCCGAAUAUGCCAGAUAGCCUCUAGCAGAUCUUCAACUCAAGCCAUGCGAUCCAAGUCCACCACCCCGGGUCCCGGUCGUCCUAUUGAACAGUCCCCGGUCAAGCUUAUUUGUUCUAAGUGUGGCAGAGAUUUGUUCGACCAUGACGAUGCUCACUGCCAGGCAGUGCGAAAGAGGCAUCGGUCUCACGCGGAAGCCGGUGAAAGGUUCGCAGAGAGAGUUGCUACUAGAGGGCAUUCUGAUCAGUUUGUAAAACGGAAUCUUCGGGCGCUGUUCGAUGACCCAGCAAGCUCCUCUACUCAACCUUCGAGUCCGGUAAGCACUGGGGUGAGUCAUGGAAGUAAUUACUACAUGGCUCUAACUCCCAUGCCUUACGAGCGUGCUAACCGCUCUUCCAAUGGGCCAGUAACGACUUUGAGUAAGGAGGCGGUGCGUGAUAUGUUACGUGUGGGUCAUUUGGGACUUGGAAAGACUAGCGCUUUGCAAUUGGGAAGAGUCUUGAGAAAUGAAGGCAUCCAAUUUCCUGAAGGAGGACUGAAAAAGGCCAUGGAAGAGAAAUGGGAAGUCUUUGGACCGAUGUUCACGUACGAACAUCUUCUUCUGGAGCGAGAGCGUAAUUCAGAGGCUUGCUCCACUCCUUUCGGUCUCUGCACUGAUGUAAAUCUUCUUCUCAAUACGGUCACUGACGGCGAAGCUCAUCACAUCACCAGGCUCAAGUUCCAGUUUGAUGGUGGCCAACAGUUCUUAAAGCUCUCGGUCAACAUUGUUAGCAUGGAAGAGGGAUCCAGUUACGUUGCUAGCCCAAACAGUGUGAUGAAAAACUUUCUGAUAGGUAUGGGGCAAGCUUCGGAAAGCAGCCACAACCUUAAAGAACUGUUCCGUUAUCAGUCAGUUCGGAGACUUUUCGACUUGGCUAUACCGAAGCAGGUGGCGUGCGAUCUGAAGGUUUCUGCGAUGAUGGUUGGGAUCCAGAGUAAUUGA
Messenger RNA from Perkinsus marinus ATCC 50983, 1368 nucleotides. RefSeq lists its product as hypothetical. The coding region runs from base 1 to 1368 and encodes 455 amino acids. Lineage: Eukaryota; Perkinsozoa; Perkinsida; Perkinsidae. The record is from RefSeq and is a predicted model, not a curated record. The transcript has a single exon.